Molecule: messenger RNA, 702 nt
Organism: Lactuca saligna
Lineage: Eukaryota; Viridiplantae; Streptophyta; Magnoliopsida; Asterales; Asteraceae
Source: the annotation of a GenBank genome assembly
AUGACUUGGUGGACCCAGCUCACCCAAUUACAUCCAUAUGUCUCUAGCGCUGCUAAAGCCUCAUCACUUAUCCAUCCUGUGAUUAAGGUAGCUCACAGAAUCAUUGCUUCGCUCGUCGCCCCUAGAGAGGAGCGAAGCACCAUUAGCGCGCUGGAACUUAAAAUCCUUUAUGCAAUGACCCAUCCCGAGAAUAACCUCAUUCCUCAUUAUGGUCGGUUUCUGUGCCACAAGCUCAUCCGCCUUAGCGCAUCCCGAUCAGGAAAGAUUGUUUGCGGGGGUAUUGUCAGCAUGCUCGCCAAGAGCGCCCACAUCCGAGCCCCAUACCCCGGUCCCCACCAGCCACUGCCGGGUGAGCCUUAUCUCACCACUGCUAUCCUUGAGUCAAUGCGACUCUUCCGCUCAGCAGGCGAUGGUACACACCACUGGACCGUGGGUCAAAAUCAUGAUCCCAAGCUCCUCAUCACACCAGAAAAUAAAGGCAUUCUUGAUUUCCGAAAUCCCAUUCAUAUGACUGAUUGGCAAAUCAUUCCAUACAUCUUCCCCCACUCUUAUUCCACCGAGGUCGAUGAGCAAAGCGAAGAAAACGAGGAAGAAGGUGAUGAUGAUGAAGAGAGGAGGAGCCUCACCAUGCUUCUCCCACCGGUGGUGGCAGCUCAUCCCAUUUUGCGCACCCCCGCCUUAUCAUCAACAAUAUAUGGAUGA